AUGCAGAGGAGUGCCAGAGAAACUGAUACAAUGCGAAGUCAGGUACUGUUUCCCUUCCUGCUGUGUUUGUUCUGCGGGGCCAUCUCCCAGCCCAUUCGAUACUCAAUUCCAGAGGAGCUGGCCAAGGGCUCUCGAGUGGGGAACCUCGCCAAGGAUCUGGGGCUCAGUGUCCAGGAGUUGCCAGCUCGAAAACUGCGGGUUAGUGCAGAGGAUUAUUUCAGUGUUAGUGCAGAGAGUGGGGACUUGUUAGUGAGCGGCAGGAUAGAUAGAGAGAAGAUUUGCGGGAGAAAAUCUGAGUGUGCACUGGAAUUCGAAUCAGUCAUUGAGAACCCAAUGAAUAUUUUCCACGUGAUUAUUGAUAUCCAAGAUAUUAAUGACAAUGCACCAUGUUUCAUUGCAAAAGAGACUGAAUUAGAAAUUUGUGAGUCAGCAUUACCAGGGGUAAAAUUCCCUCUGGAUUCUGCACAAGAUGCAGAUGUAGAAAGUAACUCACUGAAGAUAUACACUAUCAGCCCCAAUGAAUACUUCUCUUUGUCGACAAAAGAAAGUCCAGAUGAAAGUAAAUAUCCAGAAUUGUUGCUGGAAAAACCUCUAGACAGGGAACAUCAGAACUCCCAUCGCUUAAUCCUAACCGCCAUCGAUGGUGGGGAACCGCCUCUAAGCAGCACCACCCAGAUUCGGAUCAAAGUCACUGACGCCAACGAUAAUGCUCCGGUGUUCAGCCAGGACAUAUACAGAGUUAGUCUCAAAGAAAAUGUGCCCCAGGGAACUUCUGUGCUGCGAGUGACGGCCACAGAUCAGGACGAAGGCAUUAAUGCAGAGAUCACCUAUGCCUUCCUCAAUGCUCCUACAAGUGCUAGCCUCAUUUUCCAUCUCAAUCCAAAUACGGGCGAUAUCACAACUAACGGUACAUUGGACUUUGAAGAAAGAAAUAGAUACGUGUUGGGUGUGGAAGCCAAGGAUGGAGGGGUGCACACAGCUCAUUGUAAUGUUCAGAUUGAAGUUGUUGAUGAAAAUGACAAUGCCCCAGAGGUGACAUUUGUGUCCUUUUCUAACCAGAUUCCAGAGGACUCAAACCUUGGAACCAUAAUAGCCCUCAUUAGGGUGCGAGACCGGGAUUCUGGGCAAAAUGGUCUGGUGACCUGCUAUAUUCAGGAAGAGGUUCCCUUUAAAUUAGAAUCCACUUCCAAGAAUUAUUACAAGCUGGUAAUUGACAGGGCCCUAAACCGGGAAGAGACCGCAGAGUACAAUGUUACCAUCACAGCCAACGACAGGGGCAAGCCAUCCCUUUUCUCCACAGCAAGCGUCACCCUCUACAUCGCGGACAUCAAUGACAAUGCGCCGGUUUUCCAGCAGGCUUCCUACACGGUCCAUAUAGCUGAGAACAACCCACCUGGAGCCUCCAUCGCUCAGGUCAGUGCCUACGACCCGGACUUGGGCACCAAUGGCCAAGUCUCCUACUCCAUCAUGGCCAGCGACCUGGAGCCUCAGGUACUGUCGUCCUAUGUGUCCGUGAGCGCACAUAGUGGGGUGGUGUUCGCGCAGCGAGCCUUCGACCACGAGCAGCUACGAGUCUUCCAGCUGACGCUGCAAGCGCGCGACCAUGGCUCACCAGCUCUCAGCGCCAACGUGAGCCUGCGCGUGUUGGUAGGAGACCGCAACGACAACGCGCCACGGGUGCUCUACCCCGCGCUCGCUCCCGAUGGCUCAGCGCUCUUCGACACUGUGCCGCGCGCCGCGGAGCCCGGCUACCUGGUCACCAAGGUGGUGGCGGUGGACGCGGACUCGGGACACAAUGCCUGGCUAUCCUAUCAUGUGCUGCAGGCCAGCGAUCCCGGACUCUUCAGCCUGGGGCUGCGCACUGGAGAGGUGCGCACAGCGCGUGCCUUGGGCGACAGGGAUUCGACUCGCCAGCGCCUACUAGUUGCUGUGCGUGAUGGUGGACAGCCACCCCUUUCCGCCACCGCCACGCUGCACCUGAUCUUCGCGGAUAGCCUGCAAGAGGUCUUGCCAGACCUCAGCGAUGACCCUCUGCCCACUGACCCCCAGUCUGAGCUGCAGUUUUACCUGGUGUUGGCCUUGGCCUUGAUUUCUGUGCUGUUCCUUCUGGCGGUGAUUCUAGCUAUUGCUCUGCGCCUGAGACACUCCUUCAGUUCUGCUUCCUGGGGUUGUUUUCAGUCUGGUCUCAGCUCCAAGUCUGGACCUGUGGUUCCCUCCAACUACAGCGAGGGGACUAUGCCCUAUUCCUACAAUCUAUGCGUUGCCUCGCAUUCUGCAAAGACAGAGUUUAAUUUUCUUAACAUAACACCGGAAGUGGCUCCUCCUCAGGAUCUUCUAUGUGAUAACCCUUCUAUAGCUGGUUGUGCCAAUAAUGAAGACCUUAAACUCUCCUAUGAUUCUUCUUUUUCCUCUCAGGUAAGUUUCCGUAAACCUGUCUACAUUUUUAUAUACUGUAUUUGCUUCUCCAUUGUGCAUAAUUAA
Messenger RNA from Marmota flaviventris (yellow-bellied marmot), 2481 nucleotides. Lineage: Eukaryota; Metazoa; Chordata; Mammalia; Rodentia; Sciuridae. The record is from RefSeq and is a predicted model, not a curated record.